Heteronotia binoei (common prickly gecko) is the source of this 1423-nucleotide messenger RNA. It is a transcript of the gene NKAPD1, whose product is annotated as NKAP domain containing 1. The transcript is spliced from 6 exons. Lineage: Eukaryota; Metazoa; Chordata; Lepidosauria; Squamata; Gekkonidae. The record is from RefSeq and is a predicted model, not a curated record. Bases 142 to 1026 code for a protein of 294 amino acids.
AGCCGGAAGCAGAAAGCCGACUCCGCCGGAAGCGGAAGCGGCGCGUCCCCGUGUCCCUGCUCCGCUCGCCCGCCGCUUUCCGGGUUCCGCGGCCUCGGGAGCCUCUGGCGCCGCGCGGAGCCGCUGUGGCCCGGCUGAAGUAUGUCCCGGGUCCCUUUGGGGAAAGUCCUCCUGCGAAAUGUCAUUCGUCACACUGAUGCGCAUAACAAGAUUCAGGAAGAGUCAGAAAUGUGGAAAAUACGAGAGAUAGAAAAACAGACAGAAGACGUGUAUCGGGGCAAACAAAAGAGUUUGUUCUCCAAUUCUUCCAGUAGCCGGAUGCGUAGCGACGGCUUUGAUGAAGACAGCCAACACCACGACUGGAAGGUGAGGAGUUUUGCUCCCGUGUCCGUGACAACAGAAGAUGACCUCCGCCAUGCCCGAUACUGGAACAAGAAGCUCUACGAAUGUGAAGCCGGCAUGCCAGACAGGUGGGGCCACAGUGGCUACAAAGAACUGUAUCCCGAAGAAUUUGAUACAGACAGUGAUCGAGAGGAGAGAGGUGAACAGAAUUCUCUAAACGGAAAAAGGAAAUCUCAGCCCGGGAGCCGGUCCUCUCUGGAGCUGCACAAAAAGAAAAAGGCCAAAAAGUCGCACAAGAAGAAGCGGAAGAAGAAGUCGCACAAGAAGCGGAAGAAGAAGAAAAAGGAGCCGCUGAGCACGGCAUCGGAUUCUUCCCAGGGAUCUGACGGUUCGGAGGCAGGUGCUUCGGGCCCAGGGAAGCAGAGGCGGCAACGCCACAAAAAGGCCAAGAAGAACCGGGCCAAGCAGCCGACCUCUUCCUCAGGGCAGGACAGUGACUCCAGUGGCUCAGAGGACAGCGAGCCGAGGGAAAAGCCGGAGAAGCAGCCGAAGAAAAAACGAAGGAAACGCUGCGCUUCCGCCUCCGAAAAAGGGAGCGAAGGAGUGCAGGAGAAGCGCAGCAAGAGGAAGAACUGGAAAGUGGCAGCUGACGAGAAUUCGGAGGACAGCUCCGAUGAGGAUUAAUGAAAAGGGACCAGCUUACGUGAGCUUCUGUUGCAAGACAAUAGGGCUGUCUUCCAAAUGCCGUCCUUGUGGAGCAAACCCAGGUCCAAACUGGCUCUGCGGACCUUGGGAUCUAGCAGGGGGCAGUCUUUGGUCUCCUCCUGGGCUGAAGACAGCCAUGGAAAGAAAGCAGCUCUUUCCCCAGGGCCUGUUUAGCCAGUUGGAUUUCAGCCAAAUCACCGUCUAUUCAUGACUAUGUGGACCCUGAAUUACCAAGAAAUGCUCUUGGGAGAGGCUUAGGAGGGAACUUGGUGGCUUUAGGGGCCCUCUCUUGUUUUUCUUUAAAAAAAAUUAACUAUUUUUAAUGGCCAAUAUGUAAAAAAUCUAAUUGCAAUAAAUAAUGGAGAAACACCACAAA